This is a messenger RNA of Diorhabda carinulata, 3017 nucleotides long. RefSeq lists its product as uncharacterized. The coding region runs from base 229 to 2406 and encodes 725 amino acids. The transcript is spliced from 2 exons. The record is from RefSeq and is a predicted model, not a curated record. Lineage: Eukaryota; Metazoa; Arthropoda; Insecta; Coleoptera; Chrysomelidae.
AGAUAAUAUAAGCAUUCAAAUAAAAUACGGAUUUUAAUAACAAUGGUUAACUGCAAAAUCAUUGCCAUAAAAACUCCCUAGAAAUAUGGUUAACGCACUGUCUUCAAUUGUCAUGUCAGUUUUGAAUGUUCAAAUUCUACUGGACAAGUUGUUAACCUAUAUUAUUAAUAAAUAAAUUUAGUUAAAAAAGUUAAACGAGAAUAAAGUACGUAGUGAUUUUUAAUUACAAUGAGCACUCAUCAAGAGACACUGGAAUGGAUUCGAAAAUUAGGAUAUGACGGUAAUUUUCCUGAAAAUUUUGAUAAAAUUUGCAAUAGUUCAACGUCGUUUAUUUGGGAUCAACUUAUUCAUAACGUUAAAUCUAAAAUUGAGGUGGAUAAUAUAAGGAACAAUAUUCUAGUAAACCAUUUGAAACAAAAAGGUUUAAAUGAAAAUCAAACGGAUAAAUCACAAUGUUUUCCAAAAGAAAUCAAUCUGUAUUUGAAGAAAAGAAAGCUAGAACAAACUAUCGAAAAUAUGAAUUAUUCUAUAGCAGGAAAACAAACAAUAAAACAAAAUUUGAUCAAACAGAAUAGCAUUAAACAGUUCACCAUUGAAAAAACAAACCUGAGAAUUAAAGAAAAUGAGGAACAGGAAUUUCUUCUUAGAGAAAAAAUGAAAAUGCUGGAUAAAUAUGUAGAAGAAGCAGAAGAUAUUUAUAAUUUGUCUAUGGUUUGUACCCCAUCGGAAAUCACGGAAACCCAUAGUUCCAAUGAUAUUACACACACUUUACAGCAGUGUAAAGAAAUGUUGAAAGAUAGUAUUAAGCAGUUACCUCUAUCAGGACAAAAUAUUUCUUCUAGGGCGAUGUAUAAACCUCUGCCAUCUGCACAAAAAUCUGCUAGGAAAAAUAACACUUUUGAAAACUACUUUUGUAUGACCGAAAAAAAAACUGCCAAGAAAAUAAAAAAUCACAUUCCAAAAACAAGAGUCGCUAGUACACCUAAAGUGAGUAUAAGAUUAUUUCCUGAAGAUGGAUAUAAAAUGAAGACAAGACAGAAUAAGUUAAUAGAUUUAUCUACUAGAAGAGAAUCAUUGGAAAUGUAUGUCGAAGAUAAUGAUGAUGAAAAUUUUUUGGUUGAUCUAAAUAAAGCUUCGUUCGUAUCAACAUUACCUGAUUUCAAGCAUUCAUUCUCUCGAUUUACUACCAUACAAGAUAUGAGCGGAAGUAACACAAUAAAUAGUGAAGUAAGUAACGAAACUUUAUUAAAAAUGAUCCACAAAGAUUCGGUUGGUAGUGAAAUAACACAUUUACUACAUAAGUAUAGUAGACCUAGUAUUUGGAACAUUUUUAAAUUUCUCGAUGAUAAUAUACACUUUGAUAUAUCUAAAAAAAUGAAUUUCCAAGAAAUUAAAAUGUCAAGUGAUGAUAAAAAAAAAUCAGUUGAAUUACUAAAACUACAAACUUUGCAUGUUGCAACGGAAUUAAAACUAAUAAAAAGUAACUUUGUGUUGAAGCUUUUAAUAGACAAAUUCAAUAAGAAAAACGAAAGUUUUUAUGCUUCUUUACACCAUAAAGGUUAUUCACAGGAUCUAGUGGAUAGUGUACAAAAAAAGUUACAAUUACACAUAGAAAAUGUGGGGUUAGACAGUUUACUUGCAGAAAUGAAAAGAGAAAUCAAUGAUACUCAAAACUCAUCAUUCUCAGAUAUACAUGAAUUGAAUAAAUCUUUACGAUGUAUCAAAGAAGAGGUUACAACUAAAAUAAAUGAUUUAACCAAUUAUUUAAUGAUAAUUCAGGAAAUAUUCACAGGUAUACAUCGUAUUAGAAAUAGUUCAAUUAAUUGUGUCAGAGAAGUAGCUCCGUUUACUAACGAUUUAAAUUGGUGUGAUCCUCUACAAGACAACAUAAAUUCUAAUGAAUUAAAAAUAUUUGAACGAUUUCCUUUAGAAUAUAAUAGAAAAUUUAUUAACACUGAUCCUACUUUGAAUUAUCGAGAUUAUGAUACCGAUAAAUAUUUACUCAAUCAAGGAAUAGAUAACGAGAAACUAGAUAUGUUAAGUUCGAUCUUAGGCAGUCCCUUUAGCCCUCCAGAAAAAGUCAUUCACAAUAUUUUAUGUUCUAAAAUGAAGUUUAACAUUCUGAAGAAUAUGACGUCCGUUGUAAAUAAGACUCCAUCUAAAAUAUAUAGUCUUAAUGAGUUAAGAAGUAAAGAAUGUACGCUAGAAGCUGCAGAACAACUUAAUAAACUAAUCUACUCAUCUACAUCUAACAAGACGUUAUUAGCUGCGGAUGUUUCGACGAAAGUGAUGAAUAUGUGGAGUGAAAUGCAUUUCGGACAGUUUAUUUCCCCAAAAAUCAAAGUUGAUGGUCUAGAUUAUCAACAUUUUGAGAACAUAUAUGAAAGUUAUCUUAGUAGAUUAUAAAUAAUUAUUGUUGGUGCUAUACGAGGGAUUUUCGUGAAGUUUCGUUCAACCUGUUUUUUUUUAUUCAAACUUUCGUCUUAGCACAUGUUUUCCCAUUAUGUAACACUCUCUCUCUCUCUCUCUCUCUCUCUCUCUCUCUCUCUCUCUCACGUAGCGUUCUCUCUAAUUUUAAUAUUAUUUCUAUGGCUAGAACAUUGUCACAUCUAAAUAAAAUGAUAAAUUUUGUUCAACUAUAUCAAAAAAGGGCUUGCCGUGAACGAAUUUCCUAUGUUGAAGAUUGUCUAUGAAUUUGGUAAAACUAUUGUAUUUAGAAAUUUACUAAUUUUUCAUUAUUUUACGCUGAAUAACAUCAUAUUCUAAUUUUGAUCAAAUAAGAGCAUCAUAUGCCAUUUCAAAGUAGCACUACUAUGUUCAUACAACCAACAGCGUGUCUAUAAUGGCGCCCAUUUUGGUUAAUCAUAAAAUAGUUAGACUCCCGCAUGCGCGAAAAUGCGAUUUAGGCGUUAUCUUAUAGAUAUAGAAUAAUUGAAAGCAAUAAUCUCAUCAUUAUUUAUUAGGCCAUAAAUUUGUAAUACAACUUUUGUAAUGGAUGUGGAAAUAUAUUAUUUUAC